Messenger RNA from Arachis ipaensis, 1787 nucleotides. The record is from RefSeq and is a predicted model, not a curated record. Lineage: Eukaryota; Viridiplantae; Streptophyta; Magnoliopsida; Fabales; Fabaceae.
UGUAAGGAAUUAAAUGAUUGAGCUUCAGUUAGAUCCGUUUGUUGUUAGUUAUUAAAUUGAAGAACCCUCUUUCCAAUUCUGAAAGCAAACAACUUUUCUUUGUGUACAGUUUCCACGUAAUCGCCGGGAGAACCGGUCUUUCUUUCUUUCUUUCUUUGUUUUCUAUCCAAAUUUAUUUUCUUUCUUCACUUUUCCCAUUCUCAGCGCUUUAUCGCACCUUCUCCUUUCUCUUUCUUUUUCGUUCUUUUCCCCUUUCUCCCAUCCUUAUUAGGGUUUUUUGAAUCUUCCAAAUUCCCCAAAUUUCCCGUCAUUUCUCACUUCCUGUUUCAACGAAUCUUCAAAUUCAUUCGCCCAAGAUGAUGAUGCCCCCUGGCCUCGUCUCCAACCUCCAAGAAGCACUUCAAAACAGAAAAGGUUCCCAAGAACAAGGAUCCAAGGACAAUGAGGACCCACCCGAACCCGCUUCUUCUACCGAUGAGAAUCCCGAACCUGAAUUCGAUCCUUCCAAGCCCAUUUUGUUGGUUACCAACAGCGAUGGUGUUGAGUCCCCUGGCCUCACUCACCUCGUCGAAGCCCUAGUUCGUCAAGGCCUCUACAAUGUCCAUAUCUGUGUUCCUCAAUCGGACAAAUCGGUUUCUGGGCACUCUGUUACUUUCAAAGAAACUGUGGAAGCUUGUUCUGCUAAAGUUAGUGGUGCCUCUGCAUUUGAGAUUUCAGGAACUCCUGUGGAUUGUGUGUCACUAGCAUUAUCUGGGGCACUGUUUUCAUGGUCAAAGCCAAUGCUGGUUAUUAGUGGGAUUAACCAGGGAUCCAGCUGUGGUCAUCACAUGUUCUACUCAGGUGUUGUUGCUGGAGCUAGAGAGGCAUUAUUAUCUGGUGUACCGGCUUUGUCCAUAUCAUUAAACUGGAAGAAGGAUGAAAGUCAAGAAACUGAUUUCAAGGAUGCAGCUGAAGUCUGUUUACCUUUGAUAAAUGCAGCUAUCAGGGAUGUUGAGAAGGGAACUUUUCCCAAAAGCUGCUUUUUGAAUAUAGAAAUUCCCACAUCACCUUCAAAGAACAAGGGCUUCAAAUUAACCAAGCAAAGUAUGUGGAGAUCCACGCCAAGCUGGCUAGCUGUGUCAGCUAGCCGCUAUCCAACUGGUCAUUUCAUGGCCAAUCAACAAGGUGGCCUUGGCCUUCAGUUUGCACAGCUUGGACGGGAUGCCUCUGCAGCUGGCGCAGCUCGUCGACUGGCUACACAGAAAAAGAACUUGGAGGUUAUUGAAUCAGUUGGAGCUUCAGGAAAAUCCGAUUCCAACAGAGUGAAGAAGUACUUCAGACUAGAGUUUCAGGAAAAGCAGCAGGAAGAUAUAGAUGAAGAUAUGGAUUACGGAGCACUUGAAAGUGGAUACGUCGCAGUGACGCCGCUGUCUCUUUCGACUCCCAUCGAGAUGAUUCUUUCUUUUCCUUUUUUCUUGCAUAAAUCAAAGAUGGAGCAGAAGCGUUAGUCACACCAAUUAAAUAGUUGAUUUCAUUUCAUUCUCUGUUUCAAUUUUAAUAUUUUUUUUUCUUAUUCCGGUUUUGACAUUUUAAUUUUGGUUCUCUUCAUUGUUUCACUUGCUUUGGUUACUUAGUUUAUUUCUGAGGCGAAGCAAAUGCUUCUUGUAAUCACUUGGGCAUAUUUUAGAAAAAUGCCAUUUGGAAUGUUUGUAAUGCCAAUUAUUAGCAAAACAAUGGAGCACUUGUAAUUUUCCACUUGUAUCUUCAUUUGAAGAUAGUUAAGCUUUGGAGUUGAUGAUUUCUUAGUA